This is a messenger RNA of Dreissena polymorpha, 1366 nucleotides long. Its product is annotated as rho-related GTP-binding protein RhoJ-like. The record is from RefSeq and is a predicted model, not a curated record. Gene Ontology annotation, biological process: small GTPase-mediated signal transduction. The transcript is spliced from 2 exons. Bases 49 to 501 code for a protein of 150 amino acids. Gene Ontology annotation, molecular function: GTPase activity; GTP binding. NCBI's taxonomy places the organism in Eukaryota, Metazoa, Mollusca, Bivalvia, Myida, Dreissenidae.
CUUUCCGUCGAUACGCCCUUGCAUCACAUAUCAUGCACAUUUAUUUAAAUGUUUACAGGAGUUCUAAAGGUCGGAAAACAUGACUACAGACUUGAUCUACUGGAUACCACGGAACACCCGGAUAUUGAAGACAGACGACAAAGGUUUCCUGGAACUGACGUCAUAAUAAUAUGUUUCUCCGUAAUAAAUCCAGACUCGUUUAAAAACGUCCAGACCAAAUGGAUCCCGGAAUUGAGAAAAGCCCUGGGAGUCACACCUUUCAUUAUUCUCGGAACUCAUGUCGAUUUACGACAAGACCCAGACGUUCUUCAGCAGUUGCAGAUAAAAGGUCAAAAGCCUGUAAGUAGUCGCGUAGCCUCUGCGGCCUGCAGACGACUUGGCGGGAAAUGUUACGUGGAGUCAUCUUCUACAAUGAAAACUCGCAUGCGCCAAGCAUUAGACGAAGCCCUACUGUCUGUUUUCAAUCCUGACUUGAAUCGUUCAACCUGCUGUGUUCAAUGAUAACUGUGUAUUUUAAUAAAUAUAUAUUUAUAUUAUAUGACCAGUUGCACGUUAAUAAAAUGACGUCGGUUUUGAAAAACGCAUAUGUGCUUACCUUAAACGCUUUAUAAAUACGGACGGUUUCUUAGGAAAUUGCUAUAACUUAUACCAAAUACGGUUACCAGUAGCGUGUUAUCAUGUUACUCCUACGACGCAUGCUUUCACGGUGAUUUUAAGAACUGUGAGCAUCGGACUUAUACUGGGAUGCCAGAAAAUACUAGAGUGGUGAGUGCAUCAAGUGGUGAAGAAACAGGGGUUAUUGAAACCGACAUAUCGGAUUUAUCAAGUAUUACAAACUUAGUAGAACUAGGCCAAGUUAUUGCAGUUCGUGCCGAAAAUGACGAGUUCCUUUUGCUAGAAGCAAAGUACACAUCCUUCAUUCUAACGCUGGAUAAAACAGAUGAGUAUCAAACAACUUAUAUGGCAGGCACACGUGUUAUUGAGAGGCUUUAGUAUGAACGCAUGAAGAAAUCAAUGUUUGAGUACAGGCUUUUACCAAAACAUAGAGCAUUCGUACCUGCAUUGUCAGUUUUGCGAAUUUGUUGUCAGAUUCAGAGCAAACGAAUAAAAUUAUCUGAAGCAGUUCAUCAAACUAUAGUUGAUACAUCUGAUGAACUUUAGUGUAACUAUUAAAUCAAAGCAUCAAAAUUAUCAUUAAUCCCCAUGUACAUGUUUAAAUGUGCCUUGUACAUGAUAUCACAUUCCCAUGUUAACCCAAAGCAUCCAGUCUUGAUUGUUAAGCUAGUUUUAGCAUAUCUUGUUAUGUUUUACCCGAUUAUCACUUUGUAUAAUGCUGCUCAUUUAACUAUGCACGAAUAAAACAUAA